GUGAUAAACCUUGGGUGUAAACUGUAAACACACCUAGUAAGUGUUUCCGUGAUGAUUACCAGUCGUGUGCUGUCAUUUAACUUCAUCGAUGACAGCGAUGUAGCUCCACCGUCCACCUUAUUAAAAAUAAUGACCUUCACCGUUAUUUGUGAAUGAGUUAUUUGGCUAGUCUGAGUUUUAAAAACGUUUUUAUUGUCUAAAAAUGAACAUCUCUAACAAAUUAAAAAGAGUUAAAGCGCAAGCUGAUCAUCUGUUUCUCAGGGGAGAGAAGACAGAUGUGGUUGGGGAGCUCCGUGAUGCUGAGAACAAGGCUGACAGUCUCCGUGUCAUGUGUGAAGCUCUCAAGUCAGCCAUUGAGAAAACUCUCAUCACCCACAACACCCCUGAGGACAAACGAAUGCGCAAGUUGACUGAAAGCAAUGGGUCAGAAAUUCUCAAAGAUGUCCUCAACCAACUUUCUUCUAGUGCUACUCAGGACUCAAACAUGCUCUCUGAACAGCUUCUCCUAUGGAGCAUGCUGGAGCACACAGUGGAGUGCCAACAAGCACUAAAUCUUGAAGUGCUGAAGCAUGACGAAGAAAUUGAAACAAACGUUUUGUCUCACCUCAAUAAACUGAUGAAGGAAGAUUUUGCCAGCUAUUCUAAAAUGAAAAAGUUAUUGAAACAGUAUGGACAAGAUUUAGACACAGCAAGAAGUCGGUACCGCAGCAGUGCCAUGCCGUCCUCCACUGCUCCCUCCCUCAAGCUCGAGAGCUACAAGGAGGAGAUGGACGAAGCUGAGAGCAAGCUGGAGCAGUUCAGGGAUCAAUAUGCAUCUGAACUGUACGUCCUACUUGCUAAAGAACGCUUCAUCUGUAACCUGGUGAAGCAAUAUCUGGUGAUCAGGCAAGACUUCUACUCAUUCUCCCAAAAAACCUUUGACAACGCUUUGCCACACAUCCUUGAGAGACUUGAAAACAGCACCCAAGGCCCUGUGUUUGGUUGUUGUCUUAACGAACAUCUUGUCAUUACUAGAAGGACUCUCGCUCUACCACUGGAAGUGUGCGUCAAAAGGCUGGUUGAGGUUGGUCUCCUUGAAGAAGGUUUGUUCCGCGUCGCAGGCAGCGCCACAAAAGUGAAGCGUCUCAAGGCAGCUUUUGAUGCCAACACAAUAGACAGCUCCUCCUUUGCCUCUAGUUCUACUGACGAUUGCCAUAAGGACGUCGAUGUGCACGUCGUUGCUGGCGUCUUGAAAUCCUAUCUUCGUGAGCUACCUGAGCCUCUGCUCACCCAUACUCUCCACUCUGAGUGGCUUGAGGCAGCCAAAAUACCUGACCGGGACGAGAGUCUGCGCAAACUGUGGACCGUUGUACAGAGGCUUCCUAAGCCUAACCUACAGAAUUUGAGUUAUUUCAUGCAGUUUUUGUCUCUUCUCACUCAGUACCUGCCAUACAAUAAGAUGACGCCAAACAACCUCUCUAUCGUUAUCGCUCCUAACCUCAUCUGGAGCCCUGAUGAGAACAUGACUGAGAACAUCAUGAGCAGCACUUUAGGCCGUAAUAUGAGCUAUGGCAAUUAUUACCGACAAAUUGUUGAAAAGCUCAUUGAAAACUCCGAGUAUUUCUUCCCUGAUAGAAUUAACUUCGAUGUGCCAAAAUUAAGUCUGCCCAAACCUCCCGAAACUCCUUUGGAUGGUGUGGGCAAUGAGAGCGUGCCAAGUGUGGCUGGCAACACUGGAGGUCACGUUGCAGGAUCAAUGCAUAAGAGGAAUAAAAGUGCCGAUUUGAGCAGACUUGACAUGAGUGUGCUUGUGAACAACUUCGAUGUUAGAGAGCAAGAUAGUCCCAAGCACCCAUUGAGACGGAAGAAACAAGCACCUCUGCCUCCUCAAGGGACCAAAAUUGUGGACCAGAGCGGCGAUAAUUCAUCAUCUUCUUCACCUGAGCAGUCGCGUAGUCAACAGUUGGUUCCUACCCGCGAAGCUCCCACCCCUCAGCGCGUCUACCCCGGCCUUCCCAACUCUUCAUCCACAAAUGAUGCCAAAAUCAUGAGCAAAUCCACCGAGGGCUUGUUCAACAGCCCCAAUCCUCCAGUACCCGCCGUUCGCGCGUAUGGAACCGUGCGUACGGCCAGCGUGCGUAAGCCCAACAGACCAAGUAUAGAACCUCCCAAGCCUCCUGUGGUGAGGCUCCCUGAACCGUCAGCCGACGGCGGUGGUGCAUUAGGGAGCCAUGUUGUCGGACUCCAGCCGACUGGGGGUGUGGGAAUUAACGCCUCUGUGGGAGCUAGUCACAGUUCAGGUGCGGAAAAGAGUUCUGGCACGAACCCGUUAGGUGUUCAGGAUGGAGUGAGAGCCCCGAAUGCAGGUCCAGCUACAGACAUUCAAGCUGUGGUCAAACCUCCUCGCCCCAGUCCUCCUCUAUUGUCUAAUUUAGAGAAAUCAGCUUCGGCUUCUCACGUUCUUGAAAAAAUUAAUGCUGUUCAGCUGCCAGCCAAAGGCUCGUUGCAAAAUUGUGAUAAAACUCUUGGAGGGGACGACAAGGUGCCUGCUGCUACCUGUAUUAAUCCGUCAUCAACUGGUCCCAUUGAUACCCAGCAUCCCUCACCUGCCCAACGAGCCCAAAAAGAAGAGAACCAGGCUUCCUCUUCUUCUUCUCAGCAUGGCCUCUCUUCUUCUCAGGCUGCCUCGUCUACUUCUCAAGGUCCUUCCACUACUCAGUCUGCCUCUUCCGCUUCACAGGCUCCAAUAGGCUUUGAAAUUAUACACAAUGAAAUGCAGGAAACUUCUGAAGUUGAAUUGAGACGUCCGACUCAAGCCCCUUCCGAAGAUGCUGGGCAUAACACCAAUUUCAAAGCCCCUCUCUCAUCCAAGGAAAUGUUCAGAAAAUCUCUGGAGAAUAUAAUGCAGGAACAGAGCUCAUGUCCGCCCGUUGCUUUGCCACGACACAUCGACACCAGUGACGAGCAUGACAAGAACUCGCAAGUCUCAGCUGCUGACGGCCAGCUGGCGAGUCAUCCUAUACCUGCUGCCAGGACCAUCAAGGAUGUUCUGCUGGGCGCUGCCAACGAUAAGCCUGAGCUGGCGACACGCGUCGACAAACCCGCUCUCCCUGAGAAGCCCAUGACGCUUCCUCGGCCUCCUUCUUCGGACCGUCCUCCUCUCGCGCCUCGCCCCUCGUCCAACCCCAACGUAAAGUGUCUGGGCUCCCCAGCCCCACCCCUAGACCCUUCAUCCUCUUCAAACUCCAAUGACGGGGAAACGUGCUAUGCUAUUCUCCCCACAGAGACAUCCUCCAACAGUUCUCCCAGUCCCUUGGGCCGGAGGACAACUACUGAAGACCUGACGGCGUUCGCUGACGGACAUAAUUCUGUAUCAAGUGAUAAGUCAACUGUGAGCGUUCGUACUUUGAAGUCUGGCAUGAGGAGCAAGAGUGUCGUGUCGCGUAAGCUCACUCCUCACCUCUCAACUCCACCUACAUUUGAUGAACUUUCCUCACACACUUCCACUAACUCAGUUGCACUUCCACCUGCCUCCAUUGCACCUAAUCUCGAAUCAGUUGGUAGCUCUGCUGGUGAUUCUGCUUUCAUCGCUGGAGACUUGGCGACGAAUGGUGGAUCAGCUGAGGUGCCAGGAAGAACUGAGGAAAGGCAACUAGAAGAUAAACCUGGUCUCGACCAAGCCUCCCCUGCAGGAAACGUCCCAUCAGCUGCAAACCGCGUCUCUUACAUCCCUCGACGAGCUUCUCAGGGACUCCUUAACGCCCCCCAAAAAAGUCAAAACCCUAGCAGUGGAGUUGAAAGUUUACCUCUCGGUAAAAAAUCAGAAGACAAUUCAUCUGGCGUAAUCAACGUGCCUAAAACAGACUCUAAUGCUGAUGUGGGUAAGAGUACAAUAGGCGAUGUAGUGCAAACCGGCAACGUGCGCCACAGCAUUCAAGCGCUGCAGAACCAGAUUUUCGGGAACCAUACACUGCAAAACUCUGCUGGCCAGAUUAUCAUUAAGAAAAAAGCUGUGGACGCGUUCGCUGAGAGUAAGUUUCCGAGACAUGAACCUAUCGAGAAGUCGCCCAUAAAGGGCUUGCCUGUUCAAAGGAUGAACAGCAGCAUACAUGAGCCACAACUCAGAACAAAUCCUUCUAUGGUAGAUGAAGAUAUCAGUUCUACGCGAGAGGAGAGCAAGCCUGCAGGCCUUAUAUCAUCCCUGCAGUUGAGCAAGAGCUCCAAAGUGAACGAUAAUGCCGGCGACGUGUCAGCAGGACGUCAGGAGUCGAGCUGUGAUCAUAUUAGUGAUGAUGUGAGCGAGCUUUCCAGACUGUGAUCACGCCAUCGUUGUGCGACGUAUCUCUUCGUUCUGAGGAUCUUGCUUCAUUUUCGCCAUAAUAGCUACCGUUUUAAGAAUAGAAGCUCUCUUUAGUUGCUUAAUAUUGUUAAGUGAUGAUUUAUAAUGUUCUUAUAUGCUAUAUAUCGGUAUGCUUAUAGACGCCGUUAUUCUUUAGCGUUCAUUUGAAUGCCUCCGAUUUAUUCUAGUAUAUCAUAUGUAACUUACUACGCUUGAGCGGCUCUGGUUAUUUAUUUGAUGACGUCCUGCUGCUAAAAUCUAGCAAUGGUAAAUAAUGAUUGAGAUCUAGCGAUGAUUUCCUAUGAUUGAAAUCUGACAAUGAUGUCUAAUGAUGUAAAUCUAAAGAUAAAGUCCCUUGACUGAUGUCUAUUUAAGUCUAACGAUUUAAAACUAGAGGUGUCAUAUGAUUGAAAUAUAUCUACGAUAGCUAAUGAUGUACAGCUUGAGAUAAUUUCUUAUGAUUGCUAUCUAUCAUCGAUAUUUGAUGAUUUACAGCUUGAGAAGAUGUCCAAUUAUUGAAAUCUAGCAAUGAUAUCUCUUGAUUGAUAAUGAUGCAUUACUGGGAGGACUGCUAUAUUAUGUGCCUCUGUUUCGUCUUACGUUCCCUAUAGUGAACGCUGCGUCGAGGUGUUAAUGCUGAUGAUUUUUUGCUCUGACUUGCGUUCUCUGUUGCUAAAGCCAGUAUCAACUAGACUAGGAAUUUCUACUCUAAACUCAGUUUGUAUCUACGCUUUUUUUGACGUAUCGCUGGUUCUUAUCUUUACUUCCAAAUAUGGAAGUUUGAAAGGAAUUUUUGUUCACCGUGAUUGCAAUUUAUAUAUUUCUACUGAUUUAUAUGCGAUUUAGUAUAACGGACAGGAGUAAUGAAAUAGUUUUUUUGAGAGAAAACGAUGGCAUAGGAUAUGCCAAUGAUUUUUACCAUGAAUGCCCUCAAAUUGUGACGGCUGUAACUUGCAUUGUUUUACUUCUUUUGACAAAUCACUACGUAGAAAAUUUUUAACUUUUUGUUGACAGGGAAAUGGUGUUUAGUUUUCUGUUUCCUGUACGGUUCAGUUCUUUUUGAAUCGUGGAUGAUCACAUUUAAAAACAUUUAUGUAACCACUCAGCAGCGCAUAUAGUUCAGUAUGCGACUAAUAACUGAACAGAACCAGCCAUAUGAACAAAUAUCGAAGCAUAUCCGCGCUAGCUAUCCUCUCGUGAAAUUUCAUUGUUCAACUCUUCAACUCCUGUUCCUGGAGCAUUUUUUUUUAACUGCAAGUGUCUAAGUCACCGUCUUUUGUGACUGAAUUGUCAACCCACUGGGUCUUGCUUCCCUGAGUAUCAUGUCUCCUUUAUCGGUGCUACUUCAGCUAUCAAAUUCUGUUGCUGUUUUUUAAUGCAAUGAUGUUAGCCAUAAGCACGCAAGCGAUUCUGUGGCUGGCUUAAAAGUUCAUAUAAUUAUGUGUGUACAUAUUGGUGAAGGGCUUCCAGUUUUCUGUUUUCUUAUUAGUGAAGCCAUUCACGAUUUGUGAUUUUUAUUGCUUUUUAUUAUUGUCAGCGCUGAGAAGUAACGUUAAUUAAGCGCUUGCUUACUUAAUGUAAACUAAUUCGAUGCAUAUAUUUUUGCUUGCUAGUCGCGUUAGGUUCAACCAAUUUCACUGCCUUUCUCUAUUUUUUCUGGUUAUCGCGUAUAAUUUCCGAGUUAUAAAUGCCGUUGACCUUGUAGGACCUAACGCUGUCUGCUUAUUGUUCUACAUGAGUUCCCUCAUUAAAAUGCGUGAGGAAAGUAUGGAAGUGACAGGCAUAAUCCUUAAUCAAGUGACAAUUUAAAUUGCUAUUAGAGGAGUAAUCCUUUAAGUGACAAUCGCAAUUGCCGCUUUAGAUGCAAUCCUUGGCCAAUUACCAAUUGUACUGCAGGGAAUUGUUGUUUUCCGAACUUUCUGAAAUGUUGGUCUGUGGAACGCGUAAGUUAGGCGCCAUCAGCGAUGAGAGAUCAUUAUGAGAGUUGCGGGGAUGGUGAAUAUAUUUAUUUCGUUUGUAUUAUUUUGAUGCAUAUUCCGUUAUUAUUGAAUAUCAUUUAUCAUACAGUCAGUGGAGAGACGUUCAUGCUCUGUAACGUGUUGUGAGAGUGGCAUAUUCAUCAAAUUAUAAUAGGUUUACAGUUCAUCUUUCUCUGAAGAGGCCUCGAUGCGGGCAGUUCCUCUGCUGAACAAGAGAGAUGUUACGCAUAUCGUCCAAUUACUGGAAUAAUACUGCUAAAAUUUUCUAAAUUGCCAAGACUAAUUUUAAUUUGUACCUUCAUUUCUCAUCGUAAUACACAGGAAUUCUCGCAGAUAUACCAAGUUUGAUGAUGUGUACCAGAAUGAGAGUUGAGUAAACAGAAUUUCGGGACAUCGAAGAUCUUGGGUAGGGAACAUGGUUCCACCAAUGUUUACCAAUUGACUGUUAUUUCCCGACAGGAUGUCUAACUCAUCUCUCUAAAUAAAUACGAAAAAUAUCAAUGUAAGGUAUGAGAUUCCUUGGUCUACUUCAGUUUAUUCAAAAUGCUCUAAUGCAAAUUUCCUUAAUUAAUCUUAAACUAUUUAUUUAGACACCAAUGUGUGGGCCAGUUGAAGCGGGAUGGAAAUCUGCGAGUUUCUUUAAGAGUUUUCAUCCCUCAUAUAUCGGUUGUAGAAGGUCAGCGGUGAUAAUUGAACCCUAAUAUUUGAAUGUUGACUGGAAAUGCUAGCUGUGUUGUAUGUCAUGUGAUUUUUGUACAAUAGUCGAGAAUAGAUGGCGGAAGAAUGCCGAUUGCUCCAAGAAAAUUGUUUCAAGGACUGCAAUCGCUCUUCAUAGAAUUUAUUUUUUCGAAGGCUGACUUUUUCAAGCUAGGCAGUCCAUAUCAAUCAGCUAGGAAGAAAUUAUGAUUAUCUGUCAACGUGUCUUACUUGAAAGUUUGCCAAUUUGGUGCGAUUAGGUUUAGCUAAAAUUUAAGAAAUUGGUUGCAAAGAGAAAAGUUUACUUGAGUUGACGUUUUCGACCAUAGAUUCUGCGGUUUAUACGAAGUACUGGAAGAGUUAUUAAUGGUUUUGUCGUUGAUAUAUUGAAACCUUUAGUGACUUGAAAAAUGUUUUGUUUCUAUUGAAAUGUUAUAGCGAAUUAGCAAUUGUUCUAUCUUCUUCCUAAAAGCCUGAAAGGUGCUUGUCAAAAUUAUUCGUAAGUUUGCUUAUCCAAAAUGUGUAUUGAAAAGAAUAUAUUUGUGAAAUUUACAUCGAGUUUAAUAUGAUUGUAGUAGUUUAGAAAAUGUUGGGCUACAAAUACUCCCUCUGUACUUUUCAAUGGAAGGUAUACAAUGUUUUUACUUUGAAUUAAUUGUCUUCCAAGGUUUUGUGAGUAUUAAACUGUUGUGAAAGUG
Messenger RNA from Hyalella azteca, 7691 nucleotides. Its product is annotated as rho GTPase-activating protein 44. NCBI's taxonomy places the organism in Eukaryota, Metazoa, Arthropoda, Malacostraca, Amphipoda, Hyalellidae. The record is from RefSeq and is a predicted model, not a curated record. The transcript is spliced from 9 exons. Gene Ontology annotation, cellular component: intracellular anatomical structure; cytoplasm. Gene Ontology annotation, molecular function: GTPase activator activity; protein binding. The coding region runs from base 203 to 4297 and encodes 1364 amino acids. Gene Ontology annotation, biological process: regulation of Rac protein signal transduction; regulation of actin cytoskeleton organization; positive regulation of GTPase activity.